Liolophura sinensis is the source of this 3558-nucleotide messenger RNA. RefSeq lists its product as uncharacterized. Lineage: Eukaryota; Metazoa; Mollusca; Polyplacophora; Chitonida; Chitonidae. The record is from RefSeq and is a predicted model, not a curated record.
GUUUAGGUAGGACAAUGUAACUGAAAUUAGUAAAUCAUUUAUUAUUUGGUCGAUUGGGUUAAUUAAUAUUUCGGAAAUCAUCCAAAGGGGCGACAGAUUAGUAUAUCACCAUGAUUUUAAUAUUGUUCUGUCGUCAUUUAAAGUAUGAAACUUGUAGGUAAAGUUUGCCUAGCAACAAGACGCCAUCCCUUUGCUACAACAACAACGUCCAUUCGAACUGUAUAGACUACUUAACAACUUAAUUGUAGAUGCUUGUUUUUCGAAAGAUUGAUCCAGAACUUUGAAGAAUUGAGAGAAGCAAAAAUAUAGAAUGUCAGCAGCUGUGUUAUCUGAGCCCCCUAGCUCUGUCCAGAGUGGGAUACCAUUGCAAGAGAAGUACACCAUAGAACACAAGUCAGACCUUCUAUUACAAGAACAGGUGGAGAAUGUAAGAAAUACUCAGGAUCAACUUGAUAAGUUGAUAACUGAAUUACAAAUAACCCGCAGCAAAAGAGAAGUUUCUGUUAUCCAGGCUAAAGUGGAAGAGUUGAGGAAGCAAUCUGAAUAUGAAGUUUUGAAACUACAGGUUGCUAGCAAAAUCAGUCAUGAGUUAGCCCAUACAAGAGCUGACUUAGAGAGGGCACUUGCAGGGAGAGGAGAUAUCCCUGCAUGCCGCAAAAGAGUGGCAUGGUUGGAGGGGAGAAUGGAGAGGGUCAUGGGGAAACAACGAUUAUCUAAACAUGUGUGCAAGCAAUACAUCUCUUCACCAAAGAAAGUGACAUCAAGCACUGAUGUUAUAAACAGAGCAGCUCCUCAGGAUUUCAUAAAUACCAGAUCAGCAGUGGUCCUGUCUUUCAAUGAUGAUGGCUCUGCUGGGAACAAGAUAACACAGGCAUCAGACAGUGUGUUGUCAGUUCAUGCCGAUGAAGAAGAUUCAGUUAUAGCUGACAACAGCACCCUGCACACCGGAGAUGAGAUUGACCAUGUGGAAAUCAAGUCUCCUGCAAAGCAGACAGUCUGUGAACCCUCAGAUGGUAUGAAGGAAUUCUCUGAAGAUUGUGAAAGGCCCAGGCUAAUUCACAGUGCUCCUGCUGGACAGAUUGCAUGCCCUAAAGAGGAUGAUGAUGUAGGCAUAAGAGAGCAUCCUCUAAUUAGACUACAAAGUGAAAGUGAAAGUCACCCGGGAAGUCAGAUUAUUGAUGAUAUUUCAGUUAGCCAGAUAGACAAGUCAAGUGUCCGGGAAAGCCAAGUCAGUCUUGUUCCUGUGGGAGGUACAGCUAGUGAUGAAAUUAAAUCAGAAAGUGAUAGAGAUGAGGCUAUGAAGUACUGGCAGUCCGAACACCACCGCUUUGAGUCCAGUGAGAUUUCUCGUGCACUGUGUGAUGCUGAUCCUUUGUCUUACCACCAGAUGGCAUUAGCCAUUCCAGGAUCUUUCUUGUCUCGUUCUCAGAGUGACAUGCUGGCAUUACCUUGGAGACCUCAUCGCAAGGGCAGUGACAUUCAAGACAUACAUAAAAUAGCUCUCAACAAGUUGAUGGCUCGCUUGAACCAGAUGUCAGAUAAGGUGUACAAUGCUGCCAUGUUGUCUGUCAAGUCAAAGCCGACAAAACCAGAACUGAAGCCAGAGGCUAGCUUUGCGCAGAGUUAUGACACUGGGAGUAAGAUCUCUUCAGAUGACCGAAAUAAGGCUGAUGUGCCAUCAGGUGAAAAGACAGAUGUGAACAGUUCCCUCCCCAAACUACAGCUGAAGAGACUUGGCACAUCAGGGUCUGGGUGCAUGGUGUACUACCCAAACCCUAUACCCCCUCCACAAAAACUACCACUUACCAGGACUAACCAUGAGCUGGAGUUUCCUCGCCUCUCCAGCUAUUACUGUGACGUGACAGAUGACAAGAGGAAACCUGCGCAGAGAAUCGUAGAUCAACAUAACUUAUAUGAGGAAACAAAAUUCAGUUUGUAUCGGGAAUCUUCCAGAGGAAGCCUGGGUGGUCCUAGUGCAACAGAAAAACGUCUUCGUAAAUUACUGGAGAGUGAUGGCACAUGCACAGUCACGGCUUCCGCCAGGACAUGGGAUCUAAAGAUUCGGCACUUUCUAGUGCCAAAUCUCUCUCACCAAUGGAACUCUCUAAGUUGCGAAGGUACACACUACAAAAAGAAAAGACGGAAGAUCAAGUCUCAUUUUGCUGUGGCAAAGGCAGUAGCAAAACUGAAAGGACCUAACAAAUGGACCCUUUUGAAGCCCAAAGGCAGUGGGAUGGACCACUCUGGCAUGAAGUGGGAAAGAGUCAAGACUCUUGUGCAUAUAAACCUGGUAUCAGAGAGAGUAGAGGAGAGAAUAGAUGCAGCAAAGCAUCUUGGACUACUCAAAUGUUCUGAUGCCAUGGUGUUUUUUGCGCUCAAAGAGAGAAUCCAUAAAGAUGAAGAGAAACGUGUACAAUACGAGGCUGCAAAGUCUCUAGUUCUUAUUGGUUGUUGGGAUGAUGAUGUCAUGGAGGUUAUUCUACAGUUUCUGGUGAUUGGGAACUCAGAUAUUCGCUCUGAUCUCAUCAACACCAUGGCUGAGGGCAAAAACUUGCAAUAUGUGGAUAAGAGUACAGUGUCAUUCCCUGAAUUGGUCAAGGUAUUGAGUCAUUUCUGCAGAAAUCCAGACCCAGAUGAGAUAGCCUUUGAUGCUGCCAUUCUGUUGGGGAAAAUGUGUGUGGCUGAUAAAUAUGCCAAGGCUCGACUGAAGUCUGCACUACAUCAAGACUAUGACACACAUCAUAAAGCUAAGGCUAUAGAGAUUUUGAUCAAGCAGAUGAAUUGUACGGACUGGGAGGUGGUAGAGGAAGUGCUGGAGUUACUGAGGGUGUCCCCCGUGUGGAAAUACAGGGACUUGGCAGCAAAACUUCUCAUUCUCUUAGGGAUCCAUUCUGUAUGUAAGGAUGAGAAAGUAGAGAAAGUGUAUGAUCUGCUGGAGAGGAAGUUGUGGGAUGAACCAAUCACAGAGGUGCGUUUAUCAGUGGCUAAGACAAUCACUGCAUUGAACAUGUUCCCUAAAGCAAGUGAAAGAGUUGAACAGAGACUAGAAGAUACUGAUGAAAACAUCAGAGCUCAGGCUGUGAUAUCACUGGGCACAUUGGGUAUGAAGAGCGAGAAAAUCAUCCGACAACUGUUAGAGAUGAUUGAGUUGGAUUCCAGUGAAUAUGUCCGUAUCAUGAUUGUGAGAACCUUUAAUACUCUGAAUUGGAAUGACAAGCGCAUCAUUCGUGUGCUUCGGGAAAAAGAGAGGUCAGAAGGAGUCUUGGCCAUGGAGGCGAGGAAAGCAUUGAGUGUUUUACUGGGCACAACAGGAAAAUCCAAGACUACCAGGAAUUUGUGAUAUUUUUAUAAUUCAUUAAAACUUAAGAGUUUAGCAUAUGGGAUAGAACACAGUGGCAGACACUUGUUGAGUUUUUUGUAUUGUCAGUGUUGCAAAUGUAUCUGCUUCAAAUUUGUAAUUAUUUAUUUAUGUAUUUAUUUGAUCGGGGCUUUAUAUCAUACUUAAGAAAAUUUUACAUAUGACUGUUAGGUUUAUAGCUGGAAAAACUAGGAAGUGUU